Messenger RNA from Cuscuta campestris, 1592 nucleotides. The record is from the annotation of a GenBank genome assembly. Lineage: Eukaryota; Viridiplantae; Streptophyta; Magnoliopsida; Solanales; Convolvulaceae.
CACGUGGCCUUGGGAAUAGUCAAAAACCCAAUCACCACUAGCCGCAUAAAUCGCCCAAAUAAAACCCAAUCGCCACUAUUCAGAUCUAAACCGCCCAUUCAAAAUUUUUCGUCGUCUUCUUCGUGAAAACUCUCAAGAACCCUAGGUCUUUCUCUCUAAAAUUCUCAAUCAAAUUUCUGAGAAAAUGAAGGUUGUCGGCGCUAAUAUUCAUUUCCAGAAGUUAGAAGCCAAGUGCUCCUCAUCGACAUUCUUUCAAAGCUAUCUGGAAAUGAUAGCCGCUCAAGAACUCUCAAAAAUUCUUCAAAUGGAGAUUCGACUCAAAUUCGAGGAAGAAGUUCUUGAAUUCUACAGAAAUGGAGAAAUCAAAACUGCUCAUUCAAAGAAGGACCCACAGCGGACAUUUCCUGUCAUCAAGUCCACUGUUGGAGGUACGAAAGUGAAGCUUUCACAGAGGAAAUUGGGAGAAAAGCUUCGCCUUCCCAACUCUGGGAUUGAAAUUGGGAAAUUUCCAGCCAAAAAUCUGGACUGGAACAUCAUUGGAAUUUCUGGGCAAAUUCCUUCUGGCCCGGCAAAGAAAGCAGAUCUAAACAACGACUACAAGUUGAUUUUAGAACUGGUCAUCGCCUGCCUCGAGUGUGGAAGUGGAGGUCACGCCGAUGACAUCACUCAGGAGAGAGCCUUCAUCAUCAACGCUCUCAUUACCAAAACUAAGAAGAAGAGGAAAAUCAACUCUCCAUCAACAUCUAGAAAUGUCAAUCCGGAUGAGUUGAAGGAGAAGGAGUCUGCUGAGGAAACCUCUGCCCAAAACCGGAGUACUCAACAACUUGAAGAAGAAACUCCUCAAGUCCAAAGCCUUCCAACUCCCUCAUCUCAGCCUCAUACAGAUGAUGCUGACAACAAAUUCUGGAAGCUCUACUAUAAUUGGAGAGCUUGGAAAGUUGGAAAUUCAGCAGAGCAACUGUUGGAUUGGGAUCAACAACUGAAGAAUGAGGAGGUUAUCAAGAAGUGCUUAGGAAUACCAGUCAACCACAACUGUGAAGACAUUUUGAAUGACUACUGGGUAAGGCAAAAGAACCCUGAAGACCUGCAUAUGGAAUACUUGGCCAAUACACCAGUUUCAGACUGUGAAGCAGAUGAUGAAGACACUGCAGUCUUCAAGCCAGUCUUCUCAAAAGUCACAGAAGACCAAGUGGCUCUUACUUCUAUGGAAGCAGCAGUUGAGGAUUUCCAAACAUUUCCAGAAACCUCACCUGCCUUCGAAACGGAAACCUCACCUGCAUUUCAGGUAACUUCUCAUGCUUCUGAAAUGGUUCUAACUGAAGUUGUUCAAGAGAAGGCAACUUCUCCCCCACAAGAACAGAACCAGGAAACAACAGCAGAAGAAGAAAUUCAACAACUAAUCCAAUCUCAAGUUUUAGAGACUCUCACAACUCCUGGUGAGAUCUCCAAUUAUACAGAAACUGAGAUCCCGGAGAAGUCAGCAAAAAUUCCAGAACAGUCAGCUCUUCCAGAAACAAUAGAGCAAGCUGUUGAAGUGCAAAGGAACUCUGGAGAAGCUGAAAAGGAAACUCAAAUGGCAGAAGUGGAGGUUU